Molecule: messenger RNA, 904 nt
Organism: Plodia interpunctella (Indianmeal moth)
Lineage: Eukaryota; Metazoa; Arthropoda; Insecta; Lepidoptera; Pyralidae
Gene: Ufsp1
Product: UFM1 specific peptidase 1
Exons: 4
Coding region: 33-674 (213 amino acids)
Source: RefSeq, a predicted model, not a curated record
AUGGCAGUGACAAACAGAACAACAAAUAAAAAAUGUCAGACUUGUUGACAAACGUUCACGAAGUUGCUGAUAUUUCUGGCGAUUGUUAUUUUGUUAUAGGAAACUAUGAAUAUUAUCACUAUUUGUGCGAUGGAUUUGACGACAGGGGUUGGGGAUGUGGCUAUCGCACCCUGCAGACGAUAUGUUCUUGGGUGAAACACAACUAUCGAGAAGAUCAAAAGGUUCCAUCUAUUAGAGAGAUACAGGAAAUUCUGGUGCAAUUGGAAGACAAACCUAGAUCAUUUGCAGGCUCAAAACAAUGGAUCGGCAGUUUUGAAGUCUGUUUGGUAAUAGAUAAAUUGUACGACAUUCCAUGCAAAAUCAUUCAUGUUAAUAAAGGAGAUGAAUUGCAAAGUAUCAUAGACAGUUUGAUUUCUCAUUUUGUCAAGUUUGGAAGCCCCAUCAUGAUGGGUGGGGAUGUGGACUGUUCCUCUAAGGGCAUCAUGGGUGUCAGGGUUUGUGGAAAUGAUACCAGCCUGUUAGUUGUGGACCCUCACUAUGUGGGCAAGGAGGAGUCAAAGGAGUUCCUACAUAACAAAGGCUGGGUGAAGUGGCAUCCAAUCCGUGACUUCCUAAGUUCAUCCUUUUACAAUUUAUGCUUGCCACAAGUUAGAUAUAAAAAGUUAAGUUUAUAGUUUAACACUUUCAUUGCAAAUGUCUUCAUUCUCAUGCACUCUUUGCAAACAUCGAGCAUAUAUCCAACCAAAUACCACUGCAAAUGUGUUGAAUAAAGUGUCAUAGUGAAAGGGUAUGUACUUUUUAUCAUUGAUUUUUAUUCUGGUUUAACAAAUUAUUAUUACGAAUAUUAUUUUUAUAAGUUCAUUUUACCUGUGUGGAGUAUAAAAUAAAAAUGAUUAUUUAAUGU